Eimeria maxima is the source of this 1389-nucleotide messenger RNA. RefSeq lists its product as hypothetical. The record is from RefSeq and is a predicted model, not a curated record. The coding region runs from base 1 to 1389 and encodes 462 amino acids. Lineage: Eukaryota; Apicomplexa; Conoidasida; Eucoccidiorida; Eimeriidae. The transcript has 3 exons.
AUGGGGGUGAAGCGUGGUGGACAGACGGCGGCUGACGCCGUGGCUGAGGUCACAGGCAACAGCAGCAGCAGCAGCAACAACAACAGCAGCAGCAACAGCAGCAGCAACAGCAACAGCAGCAGCAAGAUGAUGACAGGGAAGCUAGAUGUCAGCAGCAGCAUAGAAGAAUAUUUGCUGCAGCUGCAUGCAGCAGCACCCCGUCUGCAUGCGGUCCCUUGUGCUGCAUUUAUUACCUCUAAUACAACCCUUAAGGAUCUAACAGACUGCAGCAGCAGCAGCAGCAGCAGCAGCAGCAGCAGCAGCAGUAUGGCACAAGAUCUAUUUGCUGCUAUUGAGCAGCAAACUGCUGCAGCAAACCCUAAAGCCUUUAAGGAAUUCGCGAAGAAUUUUCUUGCUGCAGCAGCAGCAGCAAUUGCUGCAGCAAACGCAUGCAGUGUAUGUGGGGCCAACCGCACACAGCAGCAGCAGCAGCAGGAGCAGCAGCAGGAACAGCAGCAGCAGCAGGAGCAGCAGCAAUGGGGUAUGUGUCUGCUGCCGCAUCUAAACCCCUCUAAGCAAAUUAAAUCCUUCGCCCCUCCUCAAGUGGUUUGUGGGGAUUGUCUUGGCGUUCUUGACUUGCGGCGUCUGCUGGCAGCAGCAGCAGCAAAUGCAGCAGGUUGCUGCGAUACACCGCAGCAGCAGCAGCAGCAGCAAGAAGCUGCUGCUGCAUUAGAGCAUUAUAUUAACAUUAACAGCAGCGAGGGGGGACCUCAAGGGCCCCUCCUGCACAGCAGAGGCAGCAGCAGCAGCAGCAGCAGCAACAGCAGCAACAGCAGCAGCACCAGCAGCAGCAGCAGCAGCAGCUUCCGGUGUCUUGCUGCUGCAGCGCAGCAAAGAAGUUUUGAUUUGUCUUUAGCUGUCGCAUUUAAUAUUCAUCUUCUUGCUAAGCAAUUGCCAUGGAAGACACAAGUUGUAUUUAAAUCUCAGCAGCAACUCUUUUCCUUCUUAAAGACUGCUGCUGCUUCUCCUGCUGCUGCUGCUGCUGCUGCUGCUGCUGCUGCUGCAGCUGGAUUCGUCAUGCGCCUUAAGACAGAGCCACUUGACGAUGUGCAGCAGCAGCAGCAGCAGCAGCAAAAGAAGAAACAAUUUACUACUAAUAAUAAUAAUCAUCAGCAGCAAGGCAGCAGCAACAGCAGCAGCAGCAGCAACAGCAGCAGCAAUGGGCGAGAUACAGAAGUAGCAGCGAAGCUUCCUAAGAAGAAGAAUGCUGCUGCUGCUGUUGCUGCUGCUGCUGCUCCUGCUGCUGCAGCUGAUUCCUCCCCGAAACGGAAGCAACAGCAGCAACAGCAGCAACAGCAGCAGCAAAAGCAGCAAAAGAAGAAGCAGAAGCAGCAAAAGAAUUCAUCUUAA